AUGAUGAAAACUCAAUCAUCUAUUUCUUCAUUUGCAGUGUUGCUCUUGUUUGAAAUCAUGAACCUUUGGAACACCACGACAGAUUUCAUUCUCCUAGGACUCUUUAAUCACACAGAAGCCCAUCUAUUUCUCUUUGUGAUGGUUCUCACAAUUGUCUUCACCUCCCUACUAGGCAAUGCCCUCAUGAUUUUUCUGAUUCAUCAGGAUGUCCGGCUUCAUACUCCCAUGUACUUUCUAUUGAGCCAACUCUCCCUCAUGGACAUGAUGCUAGUCACCACCAUUGUGCCCAAAAUGACAGCUGACUACUUGACUGGCCUGAAGUCCAUUUCUCCUUUUGGCUGUGGGUUGCAGAUCUUCUUCUUCAUCACUUUGGAAGGGAGCGAGUGUUUCCUCUUGGCAUCCAUGUCCUAUGACCGCUAUGUGGCUGUUUGCCAUCCACUGCGAUAUGUUGUUCUCAUGAGCUGGAAAUUAUGCCUGAGAAUGACUGUGGGGUCUUGGUUCCUGGGGGCAGCUGAUGGCCUCAUGCAGGCUGCUGCUACCCUGAGUUUUCCAUUUUGCCAUGUGCGUGAGAUCAAUCAUUUCUUCUGUGAGGCCCCUACUCUGGUGCGUUUGGCUUGUGCCAACACAUUGGCCUUUGAAAAUGUCAUGUAUAUCUGCUGUGUAUUAAUGCUCCUGGUUCCAUUUUCUCUCAUCCUGAUUUCCUAUAGUCUUAUCUUUGCUGCAGUUCUCCAGAUGCAUUCUAGAGAAGCCCGCAAGAAGGCUUUUGCUACAUGCUCCUCACAUCUCUCUGUGGUGGGACUCUUUUAUGGAGCUGCUAUUUUUAUCUAUAUGAGACCCAAAUCCUACAGGUCAGCUAACCAUGAUAAAAUAGUGUCAGUGUUCUAUACUAUCUUCACUCCUUUGUUGAACCCCAUCAUCUAUAGUAUGAGAAACAGUGAUGUCAAGGGAGCCCUGAGAAAGUGUAUAGGUCAGUGCGUUACCUUAAAUCAUGACUAA
Mustela erminea (ermine) is the source of this 996-nucleotide messenger RNA. Its product is annotated as olfactory receptor 2T8-like. The transcript has a single exon. Bases 1 to 996 code for a protein of 331 amino acids. Gene Ontology annotation, cellular component: membrane. Gene Ontology annotation, biological process: G protein-coupled receptor signaling pathway. The record is from RefSeq and is a predicted model, not a curated record. NCBI's taxonomy places the organism in Eukaryota, Metazoa, Chordata, Mammalia, Carnivora, Mustelidae. Gene Ontology annotation, molecular function: G protein-coupled receptor activity; olfactory receptor activity.